CGUUCCUGGAAGGUUCCCAGAACUUUCUCCUAACCUCUUUACUCUGAUACCGCUGCUGUCAGUAAUCAUCCAGCACUCCCAUCCCUCAAUAGUUGUUUCAAACUAUUGUUUAAUCAUUAAAGAUAAUCAGAGCACAUUUAACCGUCAUAAGGAGCAUUGAAUGAGAUUGAAUUAUCCGUUAAUAUAAGAUUUCUUUAUUAUAACUACCAUGUACCAUAUAAUAACCCAGAUCUUACGUUUCUUAAGCACCAAAUAACAAUGACUUGGUUUUAAGAAUGCAAAUUUUAUUUUUUUAAAUUUAAAAAUCUCUCUUUUUGGUCCGUAAACAAAAACGAUAUUGCUGGUUAAUAUCAUGUAUCAUGUUCUCUUCAAUUACUUGUCAAAUCUCCCUGAAAUCACAAUAUUUACUCUCAAAUAUUUAUUAAUUAUGAGUAAUUAUUCAAUAAAGAGAUCAAUAAACGAGUUUUAGUCAGUCAGUAAAACAAAAUGACCAUUAAUUUUUAAAUGCGAGUGUGCGGAUUUAUAUGGAACAAAGGAGAAAAGCGCGUGCUGGAGAAGCGUGUGCUGGACGCGCAUGCAGAUCAGAGGCGCGCUGUAAAGAAACAUACAAACACACCCAGUGUUUAUGGUAUGCUUUUCAGACUAUGCACAACCUCGGCUUAAUUUCAGCUAUAAAAUUGGAAUUAUAUUAUCAUUAUAAUGCGAUUUGACUACUUUGAUGUCUACACUUUAUUAAAAGCUUAUUUCAGACAUGAAAUUAUGCAAAAAUAGUUUGUUUACAUGGUUAUGACAGCUAAAAAUAACCUGCAGGGAACGUUACGGGAACGAUCUCUGUAGGUUAUAAAAAUAAAACUUUAAAAUAACCUGAAGGGAACGUUCUGGGAGCGUUCUUUUUAGGUUAUUAAAAAAAAUAACCUACAGGGAACGUUCCUAGAACGUUCUUAUUUGGUUUCCAAAAAAAUAACCAAAUGGGAACGUUCCGUGUUUGUUGGGUAGACACUCCGAAACUAAAAUAGAGAGUACAAAGAGAAAGUGAAACUAACUUUAUUAACAACGUGGACGCCUGAAACGAUCAACCUCUUUAAACAACAGAAUAUUUAUUGAGCCGUUCAAAGACCCUUGUAGACACAUCAGAUACUCACAGGCAUGAAGAGAGGAAGACCAAAGGCAGCAUCUUCCCUGACAUCAAUGAAAAGACAGAAAACCAGGAGAAAGAUUAUAGCUGAUCCUACAUUCAUGUCUUCCUCCAGUGGUACACUGACUAAGGAGCUUAAGUGCUCUAUAUGUCUGGACGUGUUCAUUGAUCCAGUCAGCACUCCAUGUGGACACAACUUCUGCAAGACCUGUCUGAAUAAGUGCUGGGAAAACAGGCAGACCUGCAAAUGUCCAUAUUGUAAAGAAACAUUCAAACAAAGACCUGAUCUCAAGAUUAAUACCACACUCCGAGAAAUCGUAGAUCACCAUAAAAUGAAAAGUUCUGAGAAAAAAGCUGAAGUUCUGUGUGACAUCUGUGAGGAAAGAAAGCUGAAAGCCCUGAAGUCGUGUCUGGUGUGUCAGAGCUCUUACUGUAAAACUCACCUGGAGCCUCAUUUGAGAGUGGCAGGUUUAAAGAAACACAAACUGAUGGAUCCUGUGAGUAAUCUGGAGGACUAUAUAUGUCAGAAACACGAGAGACCUCUGGAGCUCUUCUGUAGAGAUGAUCAGGUAAUCGUGUGUCUGUCCUGCACUGAUGGAGAUCACAAGAACCACAACACUGUUUCAUUAGAAGAGACUCAGUUGAUGAUCGAAGAUGCGCAGCAGAUGAUCCAGGACAGAAUCAAGAGGAUUGAAGAAAUCAAACACUCAGCAGAAAUCAGAGAAAGAAAAACAGCGGAGGAGAAAACAGCCCGUGUUGAGCUCUUCGCUGAUCUCAUCCACUCCACUGAGAGAUUUCAGACUGAACUGCUGGAGAUGAUGGAGGAGCAGCAGAAAACAGCAGAGGAACGGGAGGAAGAGCACAUUGAAGAGCUGGAGCAGGAGAUCACUGAGCUAAGGAUGAGAAACACUAAACUGCAGCAGCUUUCACGGACUGAAGAUCUCGUACAGAUUUACUCAUCCCUGUGCAGCCCUAGAAACACCAGGAACUGGCCUGAGAUCAGUAUGAAGACUCAUGAGAGUAUGGAGACUCUGAAGAGAGCUCUGACUCAACUGAAGGACACUCUAGAUGAGAAACUCAUGCAAACUGAGCUGACGAGGAUGCAGCAGUAUGCAGUGGAUGUGACUCUGGAUCCUGAUACAGCUCAUCCAAACCUCAUCCUGUCUGAUGAUGGAAAACAAGUGAGACGUGGAGACAUUAAGCAGAAACUCCCAGACAACCCAAAGAGAUUUGAUAGAUAUGCAAAUGUCCUGGGGAAGGAGGGAUUCUCCUCAGGGAGAUUUUAUUUCGAGGUGCAGGUGAAGGGAAAUAAUGACUGGACUUUAGGAGUGGCCAGAGAAUCCAUUAACAGGAAGGGAAUGAUCCCACUGAGUCCUGGUAAUGGAUACUGGACUGUGGUUCUGAGGAAUGUGAAUGAAUAUAGCACCUGUGAUGAUCUUCCUGUCUCUCUGUCUCUGAGAGUGAAGCCGCAGCGGGUUGGUGUGUUUGUGGAUCAUGAGGAGGGUCUGGUCUCCUUUUAUGAUGUGGAGUCCAGCUCUCAUAUCUACACUUACACUGGUCAGACCUUUACUGGAAAACUCUAUCCAUUUUUUAGCCCAUGUCAUGAUGGAGGUAAAAACUCAAGUCCACUGAUCAUCACACCUGUAAAUUACAAUAAAUGAAUUACACACCUGAUACAAAAUAGAUGAAAAUGCUUUGUAUUCUGAUAAUGCUUAAAGGGGUCAUAUAAUGCUCAUCUUCCACAAGUUGAUAUUAUUCUUUAGGGUCUUAAUGAAAAGUCUGUUACAUAGUUUGGUUCAUUUGUUUCAUUGGUAGUGUAAAAAACCUUUAGUUUUUUUACACUGUUAAAAACGGCUCUCGUCAGAGCAAGCCGUAUUGUGUCAUUCUCUUUUAAAUGUUAAUGAGCUCUGCUGACUCUGCCCCUCUCAUCCGAGCCGCUGUCUGAGGGACUGUUUACUUUAGCCGCAUUCAUCGUGAAACUUGCUUAUUAGCACAUUAUUAGGAAAGGCCAUUUGCAAAGAUUCAUUUAAAAAACCUUGUACUCACUUCUUCUGGAGGUGAAGGUGGAUCACGAAUGAUUCGUGCGAACAUAGACGCAUUUAGCAGGGACGUGCAGAGAGUUCCUCGGGCAGGGGCUCAAAUGUAAAAUAGGGUCAAUGUAAAAAAACAAAAAACAA
This is a messenger RNA of Onychostoma macrolepis, 3312 nucleotides long. Its product is annotated as E3 ubiquitin-protein ligase TRIM39-like. Gene Ontology annotation, molecular function: zinc ion binding; protein binding. Bases 1147 to 2796 code for a protein of 549 amino acids. NCBI's taxonomy places the organism in Eukaryota, Metazoa, Chordata, Actinopteri, Cypriniformes, Cyprinidae. The record is from RefSeq and is a predicted model, not a curated record. The transcript is spliced from 8 exons.